GGGAGGUGGGCGAGCGCGGGCGCCGCUCGUCUGUCGUGGUUUCCUGGCUGCGCGCGGCGGUGGCGGAGUAGGUGCCGCUGUAGCAGCAGCCGCGAAGAUGGCGGAGGGGUUGGAGCGUGUCAGGAUCUCCGCGUCGGAGCUGCGAGGGAUCCUGACCACUCUGGCUCCGCAGGCCGGGAGCAGAGAAAACCUGAAAGAAUUAAAGGAACCCAGGCAGCGUAAAGAUAAUAGGCGCCCAGAUCUGGAAAUCUAUAAGCCUGGUCUUUCUCGACUCAGGAACAAAUCUAAAGUCAAGGAACCCUCUGAGAGUGAGGAAUUUAAGGAUGGAAUUGUCAGUGACAGAGAUUCUUCAGCUGUCAGAAAUGGUACGCAGCUCGUUAAAGAUGCUUGUAAGGAACUGGACAAUCAACAGCAAAAUGGUCCUGUAGACCCAGAAAAUACUCGGGGACAGGAGUGCUUUCCUAGGACUGGUAGACAAGAAGAUCGAAGUCUAAGAAUUAUCAAGAGAACAAGGAAGCCUGACCUGCAGAUCUAUCAGCCUGGAUGGCGUUUACAUACUAUUACCAAAGAAUCGACUAGCCGGGUGGAUGAGGAAGAAAUCCUCAACCAGGUAGAAAAACUGAAAGUAGAGGAAGAUAAAUGUAGGGGGAAUGUUGUGAAAGAGGAGGUUGUGAAUAAAACAGACAAAUACGAGGCAGAAAAAAGCCCAAAUGGUGACAAAGUAAGGGCUACAAAGGGAGAAAAAGGAAAGAGGAUUGAAAGAGGGGAGGGGGUGAGGAAAGGGAAUGAUGACCUGGUACAGGGGAAGCCAGGUUCUGCAAAGCGCUACUCCCGCUCAGACAAGCGAAGGAACCGCUACCGCACUUGCAGUACCAGCUCUGCUGGUAGCAGCAACAGUGCUGAGGGAUCUGGCCUGCCUGAUAAUGGAUGUCGACGUCGGCGACAGGAUCGGGCCAAGGAGAGGCCACGACUGAAGAAGCAAAUAUCUGUGUCCUCAACUGACUCCUUGGAUGAGGAUAAAAUUGAUGAGCCUGAUGAAUUAGGGCCCAGGAGAAGCUCAGAAAGGAAGAAACAUUUAGAAAGAAGCUGGGCUGGCCGUGGGGAGGGUGAGCAGAAAAACAAUGGUAAAGAAAAUCGAGGCAGUCUUCGUGUCACCUUUGAUGCAGAAACCAUGAGCAAAGACUCCCCCAUUGUGAGGUCAGCAAGAGAGGAUGUGGAUAGAAUAAAGCCUGACAAGGCUCUGAGCAGUGGGGGCAAAGGCUCUGAGAAGCAGGAGUCCAAAAACCUGAAACAAGAACUUCGGGGUCGUGGCCGUGGCAUUCUGAUCCUACCUGCCCAUACCACCUUGUCUGUCAAUUCAGCAGGUUCUUCAGAGUCUACACCUUUGGGAUCUCGUCUUUUAUUUGGAUCCGGUAGUAAGGGAUCUCGGAGUUGGGGCCGUGGAGGCACCACCCGCCGAUUGUGGGACCCAAACAAUCCUGAUCAGAAACCUGCUCUAAAGAGCCAAACACCACAAUUACACUUCUUGGACACUGAUGAUGAAGUCAGCCCUACAUCUUGGGGUGACUCACGCCAGGCCCAAGCAUCUUACUAUAAGUUUCAAAAUUCUGACAACCCCUAUUAUUACCCCCGGACUCCAGGCCCUGCCUCCCAGUAUCCGUAUACAGGCUAUAGCCCUCUGCAGUACCCAGUGGGCCCUACAAAUGGUGUCUAUCCAGGGCCUUACUACCCAGGCUAUCCAACACCCUCAGGACAGUAUGUUUGUAGCCCUCUCCCUGCCAGUGCCAUGAGUCCUGAGGAGAUGGAGCAGCACAUGAGGAACAUGCAGCAACAGGAACUACAUAGGCUUCUCCGGGUGGCAGACAACCAGGAACUGCAGCUCAGCAAUCUGCUCUCCAGAGACCGCAUCAGUCCUGAGGGUCUAGAGAAGAUGGCUCAGCUCAGAGCUGAACUACUGCAGCUGUAUGAGCGCUGUAUCCUAUUAGAUAUUGAGUUCUCUGAUAAUCAGAAUGUGGAUCAGAUCCUGUGGAAGAAUGCUUUCUAUCAGGUGAUUGAAAAGUUCAGGCAGCUUCUCAAGGACCCAAAUGUUGAGAACCCAGAACAGAUUCGGAACAGACUUUUGGAGCUCUUGGAUGAGGGUAGUGACUUCUUUGAUAGUUUGCUUCAGAAGCUGCAGGUUACUUACAAGUUCAAACUGGAGGACUACAUGGACGGUCUGGCCAUUCGCAGCAAACCAUUACGCAAGACUGUAAAAUACGCUUUGAUCAGUGCACAGCGAUGUAUGAUUUGUCAAGGAGACAUUGCUAGGUAUCGAGAGCAAGCCAAUGACACAGCAAACUAUGGGAAAGCACGCAGUUGGUACCUGAAGGCCCAGCAUAUUGCUCCCAAGAACGGGCGCCCCUAUAACCAGUUGGCUCUGCUGGCAGUGUAUACGAGGAGGAAGCUUGAUGCUGUGUAUUUCUAUAUGCGCAGUUUAGCUGCCAGCAACCCUAUCCUGACUGCCAAGGAGAGUCUAAUGAGCUUGUUUGAAGAGACCAAACGAAAGGCAGAACAGAUGGAAAAGAAACAACAUGAGGAAUUAGAAUUGAGCCCUGAUCAGUGGCGGAAGGGAAAGAAGUCUACUUUCCAGCAUGUUGGAGAUGACACCACUCGCCUGGAGAUCUGGAUUCAUCCAUCCCAUCCCCAGUGCUCCCAAGGCACUGAGUCUGGGAAGGAUUCUGAGCAGGAGAAUGGGCUGGGCAGCCUGAGCCCCAGUGAUCUGAACAAAAGGUUCAUCCUCAGUUUUCUCCAUGCCCAUGGGAAGCUGUUUACCCGGAUUGGGAUGGAGACAUUCCCUGCCGUGACUGAGAAGGUCCUCCAGGAGUUCCAGGUUUUACUGCAGCACAGCCCCUCUCCUAUCGGAAGUACCCGCAUGCUGCAGCUUAUGACCAUCAACAUGUUUGCUGUGCACAACUCCCAGCUGAAAGACUGCUUCUCGGAGGAGUGCCGCUCUGUGAUCCAGGAGCAGGCUGCAGCCCUCGGCUUGGCCAUGUUUUCUCUGCUUGUGCAGCGCUGCACCUACUUACUUAAGGAGUCUGCCAAAGCUCAACUGUCCUCUCCUGAGGACGAGGAUGACCAAGAUGACAUCAAGGUGUCUUCCUUCGUCCCAGACCUGAAGGAACUGCUCCCCAGUGUGAAAGUCUGGUCAGACUGGAUGCUCGGCUACCCAGGCACCUGGAAUCCUCCACCCACAUCCCUGGAUCUACCCUCACGGAUUGCUGUUGAUGUGUGGUCAACGCUGGCUGAUUUCUGUAACAUACUGACUGCAGUGAAUCAGUCUGAGGUGCCACUGUACAAGGACCCGGACGACGACCUUACCCUUCUUAUCCUGGAAGAGGAUCGGCUUCUCUCGGGCUUUGUCCCCUUGCUGGCUGCCCCUCAGGACCCCUGCUACGUGGAGAAAACCUCGGAUAAGGUUAUUGCAGCUGACUGCAAAAGGGUCACAGUACUGAAGUAUUUUCUGGAAGCCCUUUGUGGACAAGAAGAGCCUCUGCUGGCAUUCAAGGGUGGAAAAUAUGUGUCAGUGGCACCCGUCCCAGACACCAUGGGAAAGGAAAUGGGAAGCCAAGAGGGAAAACAACUGGAAGAUGAGGAUGAGGACGUGGUGAUUGAAGACUUUGAGGAAGAUUCACAGGCUGAAGGCAGCGGGGGCGAGGAUGACAUCAGGGAACUUCGGGCCAAGAAGCUGGCUCUGGCCAGGAAGAUAGCUGAGCAGCAGCGUCGCCAGGAAAAGAUCCAGGCUGUCCUGGAGGACCAGAGUCAGAUGAGGCAGAUGGAGCUGGAAAUCAGACCCUUGUUCCUUGUACCAGACACCAACGGCUUCAUUGACCACCUGGCCAGUCUGGCCCAGCUGCUGGAGAGCAGGAAGUACAUCCUGGUGGUGCCUCUCAUUGUGAUCAAUGAGCUGGACGGCCUGGCCAAGGGACAGGAGACAGACCACCGGGCUGGAGGCUACGCCCGUGUGGUACAAGAAAAAGCCCGGAAGUCCAUCGAGUUCCUCGAGCGGCGUUUCGAGAGUCGGGACUCUUGCCUGCGCGCCCUGACCAGCCGUGGCAAUGAACUCGAGUCUAUCGCCUUCCGCAGUGAAGAUAUCACUGGCCAGCUGGGUAACAACGAUGACCUGAUCCUCUCCUGCUGCCUCCACUACUGCAAAGACAAGGCUAAGGACUUCAUGCCUACCAACAAAGAGGAGCCAAUUCGGCUACUGCGGGAGGUGGUACUGUUGACGGAUGACCGGAACCUGCGUGUGAAGGCUCUGACGAGAAAUGUGCCUGUGCGGGACAUCCCUGCCUUCCUCACAUGGGCCCAGGUGGGCUGAGGGGGCCACACCGGGGCCUGCCCCCACGGAACCGUUCCUGAGAGGCCACCAGAUGCCCAGUGUACCACGGAAGGUGCCCACGUGCCUGAGCCACCAAUCCACCCAGACAAUAAACCAUCCUCUUCCAACCCACACAGUGGCCGUACUGGGGGGGAGCCGCUCAUCACAGAGCCCCUCCCAAGGGUCAGGCAGAAGCUGCUGGGACCCUCCUGGGCUGCCAGGAUUUAGCAGGGAGGAAGCUGGCUGCAGUGACAGGAGGUAGGCAAGCCAGGUGGGCUGCCCUGCUCUUAGCCUUUCUGCCUCCCCCCGUCUGAUUCCAGGGCUGGAGGGAAGGCCUUCUUGCCCCAGGGACUCAGCCACUUUCUCAGGUGGAGAGGGGACAGGGAGGUUAGAGUUUCCAUCAGAUGCAGGUGAAAUCAGGGGUCCUUGUAGUCUUCUCCAGAACCCCUACUCUGGACCUGUGUCCAGCAGGCUUUGGUUGUCCCUGAAGCGUGUGCUCAGGGUGUCUCGCUAUCUCCCUGGGACCCAGAUUCCCCCAUGACCCUCACUGGGUUCUGGGCUCCAUGUCCCUCACAGCAGCGUUAGGUCCCCAACCCCCACAGCAUGCACCCCCCCCCCCAUCCUGCUGCUCUUCUUCCUGUCCUUAUCAAUCUGAGUCCAUUGCACUUUGCCACUUAGUUUCCCCCUGGAUGGUCAUGGGUCUAGAGGGAAGGAACAUCUGGUCUCAGGCCCAUGCUUCCUGGGUGGUCUUUAUCUGCAUCUUCUCCAUCAUUGGCCUUCCUUUUGUUCUAAUUCUCUUCACUUUCCUCAGAUUCUUCUCAGUUCUCCCACCCUAAAUCAUUCCCUCACCCCUUCCUUCCCUUUCUCAUUGAUACCUUUCACCUCCCUGGUCCCCUCAAUUUCCUUGCCUCAGUUUCUGUUUCCAAAGGUUCUCACUCUGAAUUGUCCUCCUACAGUUCCUGUGACAGGAAAUUAAUAAACCUUUUCUCCCCCAGGCCUUCCUCCCCAGACCCUUGUGCUCUGAGAAACUUCCACACUUGCGCAGCCCAGCCUAAGGGCAGGGUAUGCCAGUGUCUGGAAGGAAUAUUGCCUUAGCCUCGAGUUUUCUCCUUGUUUCUAGCUUUGCUCUCAGUAUCCCAGAAGAAUUGACACAGAGGCCAUUUGGCCUUUGAGUUUGUUGUUGUCCCUUUAUCCGGCACCCAUAUUCCAAGCCUCUCUCAGGAGGCUUCCUACUGGUAGAGUUCUCCAAAUCCAGGAGCAAGGCUGAGGGGUACUUAGGGGAAGAGAGGGUUUCAGGGAGGAGCCAGGAAUACAUUUUGAUAGGACCUUUGGGUGCAUCUCCCCAGAGCCCACUGUCUGACUGUACAGCCUACCCAGAGGAUAGGAGUAAGGCUGUGUCCUCUGAAAAGCCCAAGAUUAUGCCAGAAGGAGGGGGGACUGUGCAGGAGAGCCAAGGCCAACGGUUUGGAGGUAAAAGUCCCCCAGGGCCUCAGAAGACUGGGUUCUUCAGGGUACAGGGAGCUCCCUGCCUCUCCUUUGAGAGCCCCUCCCCUGGAUGAAGGUCGAUGACUGGGUGGGUGAGGGACCCGUCUCCUUUCUGUUGGUUUGCAGCACUGGUUUUGUUUCCUUAAUAAAUUUUUAGUUAUGAAAAUAUA
Molecule: messenger RNA, 6012 nt
Organism: Choloepus didactylus (southern two-toed sloth)
Lineage: Eukaryota; Metazoa; Chordata; Mammalia; Pilosa; Megalonychidae
Gene: SMG6
Product: SMG6 nonsense mediated mRNA decay factor
Exons: 19
Coding region: 98-4357 (1419 amino acids)
Biological process (GO): nuclear-transcribed mRNA catabolic process, nonsense-mediated decay
Cellular component (GO): telomerase holoenzyme complex
Molecular function (GO): telomeric repeat DNA binding; telomerase RNA binding; protein binding
Source: RefSeq, a predicted model, not a curated record